AUGCAUCGCGCCAUGCGGAUGCGCUGCCUCCUGCGCCCUCCGCCGUCUUGCAGUGCCGUGCCCCUCGCCACCCCCGCGACCGUCGGCGGUGGCGCCGGGAGAUUUGGCGCGCCGGACGGGUCACGGAGGCUGGGCGCGCCGCGCCUGCCGUUCAGCGAGAGGGGGCGCCUCUGCCGGUUCUACAGCUCGAAGGAGGGUGUCGGGAGCGCGGAGACGGCUGCGGGGAGUGGCGGCGGCGGCAGCAGCAGCAGCAACCAGCAGGAGCACGCGCGGCUCGGGGAGAAGGACCAACAGGAGUGGCUGAGCGGCGAGCGGUUCGUCACCGGCUGCAAGAGGCGCGAGUCGCCGUUCCUCACCAAACGGGAGCGCUUCCGCAACGAGUUUCUGCGCCGGGCCGUGCCUUGGGAGAAGAGCAGCCUCACGUGGAGCAACUUCCCGUACUACGUCGAUAAGAAUGCGAAGCAGCUGCUGACCGAGUGUGUGGCAUCACACCUGCGGAACAAGGAUGCUACUUUGGAGUACGGUUCUCGGCUGCAGUCAUCCGGUGGGAGGAUAUUGCUCCAGAGCUUGCGAGGAACUGAGCUUUACCGGGAGAGAUUGGUAAGAGCAAUUGCCCAUGAGUUACGAGUGCCAUUGUUGGUUCUGGACAGCAGUGUUCUAGCUCCAUAUGACAAUGGUGAAGAUUGUUCAGAGAGUGAGGAAGAGAAUGGUCAGGCGGAGUCAGAAGAUGAAGGCUCAGAAUCAGAAGGGGAAGAUGAAGAUUAUAAUGAAGCUAAGUCUGGUGAAAGUGACGACGACGAAUCUGUCAAAUCAAUGGAGGCCCUCAAGAAGUUAGCUCCGCGCACUCUUGAGGAAUUGGCCAAGAGAGUUGUUAGUGUGCAAGAAAAUUCUUCAGCAGCAGAAGAAUCCACCGCUGAGUCGUCUGAAGAAGGGAAGAGGCCUCUCCAAAAAGGUGACAGGGUGAAGUAUGUUGGAGAGUCAGUGCUUGUUGAAGCAGAUCACAGGGUCAUUUUGGGGAAAAUACCAACUCAAGAGGGAGCAGCAGAAGCUUUUACCUUUAUUAGCGGCAGAACUUUAUCAAAUGGACAGCGUGGAGAGAUAUACGAGAUCAAUGGUGAUCAAGUGGCUGUUUUAUUUGACCCUCCUGAGGAGAAGCUGGAUGAUGGUAAAAAUGAUGAAGCUAACAAAGCGCAAGAUGCUAAACCAUCAGUUUGCUGGGUUGACAUUCAGGAUAUUGUGCAUGACAAUGAUACUGAGGCGGAAGAUUGGCAUAUCGCGAUGAAAGCAUUUUGUGAGGCACUGCCAUCUCUUCAACCAGCCAUUGUUUACUUUCCGGACAGUUCACAGUGGCUUUCUAGGGCAGUUCCAAGAUCAAAUCGCAGAGAGUUUAUCGAAAAGGUAGAGGAAAUGUUUGACCAGCUUAAUGGACCUUUAGUGUUGAUAUGUGGGCAGAACAUACUCGAGGCAGCACCCAAGGAUAAAGAUCCAAAGGAACUGGUGUUUCACAAUCUCUCUCGCCUGUCUCCACUGACAUCCUUGAAGAGGCUGGUAGGGGGACUACAAGGGCGGAAGCCUUCAAAGUCCAAUGGCAUAGCGAAACUCUUCGGAAAUAAAUUCUAUAUUCCUUUUCCAAAGGAUGAUGAGCAACUGAGAGAGUUCAAUAACCAGAUUGCGGAGGACAAAAAAAUAAUCGUUUCAAGGCAUAACCUUGUAGAAUUGCACAAGGUGCUUGAAGAUCAUGGGCUAUCAUGUGAAAAUCUGUCGCAUGUGAAGUUAGAGGGCAUUAUUCUGACGAAGCAAAGAGCGGAGAAGGUCAUUGGAUGGGCUAGAAGUCACUAUUUGUCGUCAGCGAUUAGUCCUUCCAUAAAGGGUGACAAGCUAGUCAUUCCCUGUGAGAGUCUGGACCUAGCAAUCGAGAGGCUAAGGGAGCUGGAGGCUUCAACUAAGUCACUUUCUGAAAACAUGAAGAUGUUGGCAAAAGAUGAAUUUGAGCGCAAUUUCAUAUCAGCAGUUGUACCUCCCCAUGAAAUUGGAGUUAAAUUUGAAGAUAUUGGCGCUCUUGAGGAUGUCAAGAAGACACUGGAUGAACUUGUUACUCUUCCAAUGAGGAGACCGGAGCUUUUCUCGCGUGGGAACUUGCUAAGGCCUUGCAAAGGAAUAUUGCUUUUUGGGCCUCCUGGAACUGGAAAAACUCUUUUGGCAAAGGCACUUGCGACAGAAGCUGGAGCAAAUUUUAUCAGCAUAACUGGUUCUAGUCUCAUGUCGAAGUGGUUUGGAGACGCUGAGAAGCUCACCAAAGCCCUUUUCUCGUUUGCAAGUCGGCUAGCUCCUGUUAUCAUAUUUGUGGAUGAGGUUGACAGCUUACUUGGUGCACGGGGUGGUGCAAUGGAGCAUGAAGCAACGAGAAGGAUGCGCAAUGAAUUUAUGGCAGCUUGGGAUGGUCUAAGGUCCAAAGAGAGUCAAAGGAUCCUUAUUCUUGGUGCAACAAACCGUCCAUUCGAUCUAGAUGAUGCUGUAAUACGUCGUUUGCCUAGGAGGAUAUACGUGGACCUUCCGGAUGCGCAGAAUAGGAUGAAAAUUCUCAAGAUAUUACUUGCCAAAGAAAACCUAGAAUCUGAAUUUGGAUUUGACGAACUAGCCAAUGCAACAGAAGGUUACUCUGGGAGUGACUUGAAGAACCUAUGCGUAGCUGCAGCAUACAGGCCAGUUCAUGAACUGCUAGAAGAAGAAAAGAAGGGGGCUGCGGGCAGUGCGAAAACUUCUUUAAGGUCCUUAAAGUUGGAUGACUUUGUCCAAGCGAAAGCCAAGGUGAGCCCAUCCAUUGCUUUUGAUGCCACGAGCAUGAACGAGCUGAGAAAAUGGAACGAACAGUACGGCGAAGGUGGCAGCAGGAGUAAAUCGCCAUUUGGGUUCGGCAGCUAA
Messenger RNA from Triticum turgidum subsp. durum (durum wheat), 2922 nucleotides. The record is from the annotation of a GenBank genome assembly. Lineage: Eukaryota; Viridiplantae; Streptophyta; Magnoliopsida; Poales; Poaceae.